UCCAUCGUAUCGGCACAGCGUAUAAAAGAAUCGAAAGCUGCUCUUUUUCACAAGAUCACCCAGCAGCUCCAAACCCCACCUUCAAUAAAGCUUACAAAUACCCAAAGAGCUCGACUUCAUCUUCACCACUUCUCUAUCCCACACCAAACCCUCCAAUCUUAUCCAUCCACACACUCCAAGAAAUCCAAAGCAAUGCCUUCCCCACCCCCAACCCAAACAGCCUACACAAUCCCUGCAACAGCAACAGCCCCCUCAUCCCUCGAGAAAUCCACCCUCCCAACUCCCACUCCAGGCCCUUCACAAGUUCUCAUCCGCGUGACAGCCGUCUCCCUCAACUUCCGCGACCUUCUCAUCGCCUCGCGCUCCCCAGAGUACCCAGGCGCGCACGCCGCAAACCUAACCCCCUGCUCCGACGGCGCCGGCGUCAUCUACUCUACGCAUCCUACCUCCCGCUGGCACGGCAAAGAAGGCGUCCGCGUAGUACUUCAUUCGAAUCUAUGGCUCGAUGGCGAUGUUCGCAAUCUAGAUCUCAGCAAGGUACACGGAGGGUUCGAGACGCAGGGCACAUUGAGGGAGUUUAUGGUUGUCGGAGACGAGAAGAUUGUGGAGGUUGGUGAUGACGAGAAUGGGAUCAGUGAUGGGCAGUGGGCUAGUUUGAUUACGGCGGGGGGAACGGCUUGGAGUGCGUUGAGGGAGGGGAUGGAUGGGAGGUUCGAUGGAGUGGUUGAGGGGUGGAGUGGGGGUUGGACGGAGAAGAAGUUGAAGGGGAAGACGGUGUUGACGAUGGGGACUGGGGGGGUUAGUUGUUUUGCUAUACAGUUCGCGGUGGCUCUUGGGGCAACUGUUAUUGCGACUUCGUCUUCUGACGAGAAGUUGGAGAUCGCGAGGGAGUUGGGUGCUACGCAUCUGAUCAACUAUAGCAAGGUUGAAGAUUGGGAUGUUGAAGUGCUGCGAUUGACGGAUGGGAAGGGAGUUGACCAGGUUAUCGAAGUUGCCGGUGCGAAAACGCUCCUCAAGUCAAUCACCAGCACCCGUCCGGGCGGUCUUAUCAGUUUGAUUGGUAUUCUUACCGGUGCGGCAAAGCUGCCUGAAGAGGUUGUUCCAGCGGUUUUGUUUGGGGGAAAGAUUGUGAAAGGAUGCGUGGCGUUUAACAAGGUUUGCGUAGACGAGAUGGUAAAAUUUGUCGGUGAGAAUGGGAUCAAGCCUCUUGUUGCGAAGACCUUCGAGUUUGACCAGGCGAUCGAUGCCUUUCACAUGUUGCAAAAGGGUGGAGCUGUGGGAAACGUGGUUAUUAAGGUAGCUUGA
Messenger RNA from Periconia digitata, 1305 nucleotides. NCBI's taxonomy places the organism in Eukaryota, Fungi, Ascomycota, Dothideomycetes, Pleosporales, Periconiaceae. The record is from the annotation of a GenBank genome assembly.